AUGAUUCCACAACAAUUCUUAAUCACCAUAAUUUUAACAUUAACUGCAAUCGCAAAUGCCAAUUUCAUUGCCUUCACUGGAAACAAAUGUGAUGGUACUGGUGGUGCAAUUGUUUCAUUUAAAGGAUGUACCAACUUGAAAAACAGACAUUCAUUUAAGUUUGUUGACAAGUUACCAUUUUCUCCAACAACUUAUAUCUCAUUUUGGGCUAAGUCAAAAUGUACUGGUAAUGAAAAUGGUUAUAAAAAUCCAAAAUUAAAUCAAUGUUACAACAUCCACACUGGUGGUAAAGUCCUAACUGGUCAUGCUUAUGAUAACUGCCAUGUUGCUACUCAUAGUUUCCCAAUCAAGUCUUGUCCAGAUGUCAAUGAUAAACAUGCUGUUAAAAGAGAUAACGAGGCUGAAACUUCAAACGAUGAUGUUAUAAUUACCCCAGUUGAUGAUAGUGACUCCAACCCAGUUUAUAUCUUUGAUAACUAUGAGUACAGUUUUGAUGAAACAGUCGCUCGAUUAGAAGCAGCAAAUGUGUUCCAAGUUUAUAAGCAGCCUUUCAAUGAAUCCUCAUCUGAUAAUGAAGCAACCAGUGUUCCUAAAUGGUUAUUUAGCCAAUUGAUUGAUUUAGCCACAGCCUGA
This is a messenger RNA of Hansenula anomala, 633 nucleotides long. RefSeq lists its product as uncharacterized. The record is from RefSeq and is a predicted model, not a curated record. The coding region runs from base 1 to 633 and encodes 210 amino acids. The transcript has a single exon. Lineage: Eukaryota; Fungi; Ascomycota; Saccharomycetes; Phaffomycetales; Wickerhamomycetaceae.